GGUUGCCGUGGUUAUUUGUUUUUGCUGUGUUUUUAUCGUCAAGCUUCCUGAAGCACCGGCGGCUGGAUCAUUUGCUGUCUAAGCGAAAACGAAACAUUUUCUUGUUUUUAAUGACAUCUAAUUUAUUUUUUUCGACAUGAAUGCGAUCGUGACGGAUAGUGAACAUGUUCACGAGAUGAGUCGUUUAGCGGAAAAGAAGAGGCACCACUCAUCUUAAUGUAUACUGUCUUAAAUUGUCCUUUAAUAUCAUUAAUGGAGAUGUCCGAAAUUUGAUCCAGUUGUUAUUUCUUGACUCGUAUCGCUCGAUAGUUUUUCUUUUUUUUUUGAAGUGCUGCAGAAAUGGGAUAACAGCAGUAACUUAAUCGGAUUAAUAGUGUUUAGACGUCACCGUCUCAGACUAAUUUUAAUGUUGACAUGAAUCAGAACAGUCAAGAGACUGGAAACAUGUCGGAGGGAAACAUAUGUGAUCCAUCCAUCAUUCCUCAGUGUCUUGAUCAAACAGAUGUUGCCUAUUCAGACAAUGAUGCCCCACCAGAAAAUCACACAGAGGAUGACCAUUGUGUGAAUGAAGAUCACAGGAUGCCUUCACACCCCGAGGGGCUUUUGGAGCCCAAGUCAGCAGACCCCACAUCAGAAGACGACACUCAGGAGCACACAACAGACAUCCAGAAGCUACGCAUUGUUGAUUAUGACACGUCUUUGUGUGCUGGAGGUUCAGAGACUGAUUCUGGGAAAGCAUCAGAGGACUCGGCCUUAGUGGACAACGGUCAUGAUGACUCGGGCGAGUUUGUGGUGACCGUGUUAGCCCGGGGUGAGAUGGAAGAGCAGGGAAUUGGUGCGAAAGGUGCUUCUUCUCUUCUUUCUGAGACGGGGACACCUUUAGGACCUCCAUCCCAUAGGAAUGAGGAUGUGACGGGAGAUAGUUGGAGGCAGCACAGGAAGCACGUGUUUGUGCUGAGCGAAGCUGGGAAGCCCAUCUACUCCCGCUAUGGUAGCGAGGAAGCCCUGUCGUCUACCAUGGGGGUGAUGAUGGCUCUCGUGUCCUUCGUUCAAAGUGGAGACAAUACAAUUCGCUCGGUCUACUCGGACGGGCACACUGUCGUGUUCAUGCAAAGAGGUCCUCUGGUGCUGGUGUCCGUCUCCAGCAGUCGGCAGUCCGAACAGCAGCUCCGUCACGAGCUCCUCUACGUCUACAACCAGAUCGUCAGCAUCCUCACGCAGGCCAGCAUCACUCGCAUCUUCGAGCACAAAAAAAACUACGACCUGCGGCGCCUCCUGACCGGCUCCGAGAAGAUUCUCGAUGGUCUGCUGAACCUCGUGGACUCCGACCCCAGCAUCUUACUCUCCGCAGUGCACUGUCUCCCCCUGACAUCGUCUCUCAGGGACUCCCUCAGCCAAAUCCUCCAAAAGGCCAUCACGUCCAAUCUGGUCUUCUCCAUUCUCAUAGCCAAGAAGCAGCUGCUCACUAUAGUCCAAGAAAAGAUGGUCAUCGAUGACGCCCGACUGGACCCUGCUGACCUCCACCUUUUACUUAACCUCAUCGGGGCUUCAUCCGCCUUUCAGGCCGGGGAGAUCUGGACACCCAUUUGCCUGCCCAGCUUUAACCCUGACUGUUAUUUCUAUGCUUAUAUCUCCUAUCUGGACCCUCCCGAAUGUACUGUCUGUCUGGUUCUUCUCUCGACCGAUAAAGAAGCAUUUUAUUCAGUGGCUGAGUGUAAGAAAAAGAUCGAGGAGGCUAUGCAAACCCAGAAUGCUCUGAACUCCAUAGCGAAGGCUCACCUCUACAGUGUUAGUCAGGUGGGAGUGUCGGAUCUCAGGCACUUCAUGUACAAGCCUUUUGAUGUGCCCGACAAUCAUCGCCAGUUAACACAGUUUACCAGUCCAGAACUGGAAGCCCCUUACAGCAGUGAACAAGAAAGGAUGAGACUCCUGGACCUCUACAGAGACAUGCACGGUCGAAUCCACAGUACCUCACGCCCGCUCAAACUUAUAUACCACGUGGCUGAACGUGAGACUCUUCUGGCCUGGGUCACAAGCAAAUUUGAGUUAUACACGUGCUUCAGCCCCCUUGUUACCAAAACCUGUGCCAUCAAUGCCAUUACCAAGCUGCUGCGCUGGAUCAAGAAGGAAGAAGAUCGUCUCUUUAUUCGCUAUCCUCCAAAAUACUCCACGACCCCCAACCCUAGUAAAAGCUCUAAAGGAGAUGCACACUAGUCGCGCUGUGACCACUAAAUCAUCAGUUUGUGAAUGUCCUGCAUCCCUGCAUUAACACUUACAUCUCCUAAACUCACUUUUAGUAGUACAGUGAAUCUUAAUCUACAGUGGGACUCUUAUUUAAUAGAUAUAAUUGAUGUUAUUAGGUUGUUUUUUUUGAGGGGGCUGUUUGAAGACACAUCCUGAACUGGAUCUGAUGUGAAUUUAUACAUUUAAAAAGGUGAUUUUUUUUCUUUCAAAAGAAGAAAGUGAAGUUUAGUAAGACCUUGUUUCCUUCCUAAUCUUUUCAGAUGCAUUACAUAACAAAAGCCCAAUGAAAUGAGGAUACUUUCUUGUCUCAAUAUGUGUUGAUUGCUGACUUGCUUUACAGCAAAAUUCAUGUUUUAGUUAUUAAAUUGCAUUCGGUUAGGACAUGUUUGUUAUGCUAGAAAGUGAAAUGUUUAUCAUAAACUGUCCAUACAUUCAUCACUUUGUUGUUUAGAGGUUUAUAUUUUUCUUUGUUUUAUAUUUAAAACCAACAAACAGACCAAACCUGGUUUAGUCAAGAUGCAACAUAUCAAUACAAUAUGAGGAAGACAAUUAUUAUGAAAUUAUUUAAUUCACAGUUCUCAUUGAGUUUGUGCAGAACACAUUUUACUGUCAAUAAUGUGUGUUUCCUAUUAUUUGCAAAUUGUGACAUUUACACCUGACAUAUGAUGAUAGUAAGGUCCAUCAUAACAUUUGGGUUGUAAACCACUGGACAUAAUAGUAAAAAUUUACAAUGUAAGAUUGGAAUUUUUUACUAUUUGGAGAAAUAUUUUCUUGCAUUUUCAGUUUCUGUUCAAAACAUUUUUAUUCAAGAGGAAUAAUAUAUUGGUGCUGUAAUAAAUCUCAGAAGUUGCUCAAA
Messenger RNA from Misgurnus anguillicaudatus (oriental weatherfish), 3100 nucleotides. It is a transcript of the gene mon1bb, whose product is annotated as MON1 secretory trafficking family member Bb. The record is from RefSeq and is a predicted model, not a curated record. Gene Ontology annotation, biological process: vesicle-mediated transport; protein targeting to vacuole. Gene Ontology annotation, cellular component: Mon1-Ccz1 complex. NCBI's taxonomy places the organism in Eukaryota, Metazoa, Chordata, Actinopteri, Cypriniformes, Cobitidae.